CCCUGUCAGCGCCAUGGCCGAACAGGACGUGGAGAAUGAGCUCCUGGACUACGAGGAAGAUGAGGAGCCCCAGGCCCCUGCCGAGAGCACCCCGGCCCCCCCUAAGAAGGACGUCAAGGGCUCCUACGUGUCCAUCCACAGCUCUGGCUUCCGGGACUUCCUGCUGAAGCCGGAGCUGCUGCGGGCCAUCGUGGACUGUGGCUUUGAGCACCCAUCCGAGGUCCAGCACGAGUGCAUCCCGCAGGCCAUCCUCGGCAUGGACAUCCUGUGCCAGGCCAAGUCUGGGAUGGGCAAGACGGCCGUGUUCGUGCUCGCCACCCUGCAGCAGAUCGAGCCCGUCAACGGACAGGUGACAGUCCUGGUCAUGUGUCACACACGGGAGCUGGCCUUCCAGAUCAGCAAGGAGUACGAGCGCUUUUCUAAGUACAUGGCCAGCGUGAAGGUGUCGGUGUUCUUCGGAGGCCUCUCCAUCAAGAAGGACGAGGAAGUGCUGAAGCGGAGCUGUCCCCACGUGGUGGUGGGCACCCCUGGACGCAUCCUGGCACUGGUCCGGAACCGGAGCCUCGGUCUGAAGAAUGUGAAGCACUUCGUGCUGGACGAGUGUGACAAGAUGCUGGAGCAGCUGGACAUGCGGCGCGACGUGCAGGAGAUCUUCCGGCUGACCCCGCACGAGAAGCAGUGCAUGAUGUUCAGCGCCACCCUGAGCAGGGACAUCCGGCCCGUGUGCCGCAAGUUCAUGCAGGACCCCAUGGAGGUGUUCGUGGACGACGAGACCAAGCUGACGCUGCACGGGCUGCAGCAGUACUACGUGAAGCUCAAGGACAGCGAGAAGAACCGCAAGCUCUUCGACCUGCUAGAUGUGCUGGAGUUCAACCAGGUGGUGAUUUUUGUGAAGUCGGUGCAGCGCUGCAUGGCCCUGGCGCAGCUCCUGGUGGAGCAGAACUUCCCGGCCAUCGCCAUCCACCGGGGCAUGGCGCAGGAGGAGCGUCUGUCGCGCUACCAGCAGUUCAAGGACUUCCAGCGCCGGAUCCUGGUGGCCACCAAUUUGUUUGGCCGCGGGAUGGACAUCGAACGGGUCAACAUCGUCUUCAACUAUGACAUGCCCGAGGACUCGGACACCUACCUCCACCGGGUGGCCCGUGCCGGCCGAUUCGGGACCAAGGGCCUGGCCAUCACCUUUGUGUCGGAUGAGAACGACGCCAAAAUCCUCAACGAUGUGCAGGACCGGUUUGAGGUGAACGUGGCAGAGCUGCCCGAGGAGAUCGACAUCUCGACUUACAUCGAGCAGAGCCGAUAACCUCCGCCCAGCGAUCAGAGACCCAGCGUCCCCCGGCGACUGCGCCGGCCCUUCGUGUUUGCUGUUGAG
Molecule: messenger RNA, 1366 nt
Organism: Sorex fumeus (smoky shrew)
Lineage: Eukaryota; Metazoa; Chordata; Mammalia; Eulipotyphla; Soricidae
Gene: DDX39A
Product: DExD-box helicase 39A
Exons: 10
Coding region: 14-1297 (427 amino acids)
Biological process (GO): mRNA export from nucleus; mRNA splicing, via spliceosome
Molecular function (GO): RNA helicase activity; ATP binding; RNA binding
Source: RefSeq, a predicted model, not a curated record